Messenger RNA from Anopheles nili, 1052 nucleotides. It is a transcript of the gene TrpRS-m, whose product is annotated as tryptophan--tRNA ligase, mitochondrial. Gene Ontology annotation, molecular function: ATP binding; tryptophan-tRNA ligase activity. Gene Ontology annotation, biological process: mitochondrial tryptophanyl-tRNA aminoacylation. The record is from RefSeq and is a predicted model, not a curated record. The transcript is spliced from 3 exons. Gene Ontology annotation, cellular component: mitochondrion; mitochondrial matrix. NCBI's taxonomy places the organism in Eukaryota, Metazoa, Arthropoda, Insecta, Diptera, Culicidae. The coding region runs from base 1 to 1050 and encodes 349 amino acids.
AUGGACGCUAGUGAGACAUGGCCACGAAAAGUGUUCUCCGGCGUUCAGCCAACUGGAGCUCUGCACAUCGGAAACUACCUUGGGGCGGUGAAACGAUGGGUUGAAUUACAGGACGCUGGAGAGAACGUAACGUACUGCAUCGUAGAUUUACACUCGAUGACCAUUCCACCGGAUCCUGAAACCUUACGUCAUAAUACACUUCAAAUGACUGCUACUUUGCUAGCCUGUGGAAUAGAUCCGGCACGGGCAACUCUGUUUUUGCAAUCGGCCGUACCACAGCACGCGGAAUUGUCGUGGAUUCUUGGCUGUCUCACAACGAUGGCUCGAUUAACUCAUCUGCCGCAGUACAAGGAAAAAUCGGCUAAUAUGAAGGAAAUUCCGUUGGGCCUGUACCUGUAUCCGGUUCUGCAAGCAGCGGAUAUAAUGCUGUACAAGGCCACACACGUUCCGGUGGGCGAGGAUCAAAUACAGCAAUUGCAGCUCGCCCAAUCGCUUGCCCGAGCGUUUAACAACAAGUACGGUAAAACGUUUCCGUUUUGUGAGACGCUUGUUAACGAUGGUAGUCGGUUAAAAUCGCUACGUGACCCCUCCAAAAAGAUGUCGAAAUCUGAUCCCGAUCCGAAGAGCUGCAUUAUGCUCAUUGAUUCGCCCGAUGCGGUGUUGGAGAAGGUGAAGAAAUCGGUGACGGAUUUCAAGUCCGAGGUAACGUUCGACCCAGAAGAACGACCGGGAGUGUCAAAUCUGAUUACAAUUCAUUCGCUGGUCAGCGGGAAAAGUGUCCAGGAGAUAUGUCUCGAGGCGGAAGGCAAAAAUACCGGACAGUAUAAGCUAAUGGUUGCAGAGGCUCUGAUUGAACAUUUACGGCCUAUCCGGGAGCGCAUUGAGCGCUAUACGCGGGACGUUGGCUACCUAGCCGGAGUAAUCGAGGAAGGAAGCGAAAGGGCAAGAGCAACUGCCGAGCAGACGAUCGAAGAAGUAAAGGAAAAGAUAGGCGUUGAUUGCUUCAGUAUCGGUCGAUUACAAAGGAAUGUGCGACGAGAAAAUAAAUAAAU